CAAAUCACUACACCCCCUCGAUCCCUAUUUCAAUUUUUUGUCCAAAUAAAUAUUAGAUUCUUUAUGAAAUAGAGGGAACUUUCCUUUUUCACAGCCUUCUUGUCUCUAUUCUCUUUCUCUCUCUCCUUUGAAAUCUUUUUCUUUUACUUAGAUUCUGCCAUUUAUUUCUUCCUCUCCUUUUUUUUUUUCCUUUGUUUAAAAUAUUUUGAGAGAGAGAGAGAGAGAGACGUCUAGUUUUGAAGUUGGGGUUAGCCUAUUUGUGGGAAGGUGGUGCUCACUAUGGGUGUUGGGUUCACAGGAGGCUUUAACUUGCCUUACAAGUGAUGUUUUUAAUGCUCAUUUUAGCUUUUUUUGAGAUUUCAUGUGUCUAGUUACUGGUGCUUUGGGAUGUGUGUCUUGAGUUUCUUCACUUAGGUAGGGUGACUUUCUUGUACAAGGGAGUUGAUGGUUGUGGCUGUACAACAAUAUAGGGUUUAGGGGUUUGUAAUUUUUUGAUUUUAGUCAAGGGAUUUGGUUGCAGGUGGGGACUAAAGAUCUCAGUGUGCUUUACUGGACUCACUCAUUUAUUUUAUUUGAAAGAUCGCUAUUAUUGCUUCACUUUCAAGUUGCUGUUUUGUCUUCUGAUAUCUGACGAAUUUUGUGCUUCAAGUUUCAUUCUUUGAGCUUUCCUUCUCCUCUUACAAAAUCAAUUGGGAGUUCUGAGUCUCAUUCUUUAGUGUUCUUGAGAUUUGAUUUCUGGUGGGGAUUGGUGCUCUAUUAAAUUUUACUUCUUUUGGUUGCUUCAUUUGCAAUUUGCAGCUUCCAAGUUGCGUUUCCUUCUUCUCCUUUUGGGAUGUCAAAGAACUUGUUUUUUCAUUUGGAUUUCUUCUUGAAAAGUAGUGCCUUCCCCAAAACAUACCAGCUUCAAUUGAGGGGUUUUGGCUUCGUCUGAGCUGGGGGUAGGUUUUUGUUUCGGUAAUGAUGGUGCUGGACAUUGCUCUGGUGACUUUCCUCAAAUGGGUAGUCUUCGCUUGUUUUCUUUGUUCAUCUUUGGGUCUCAAAAGCUCAUCCCAAUCCUGUGAUCCUCGUGAUUAUUUGGCGCUGAAAGAAUUUUCCGGAAGCCUCACAAAUGGGUCCAUUGUUGCAGCCUGGUCCAACGAAGCUAAUUGCUGCCAAUGGGAUGGUGUUGUAUGCCGAAAUAAUGGCAAUGGUUCGGCUGGUAAUAGAGUGAUAAAGCUAAUUCUGCCGAGAAAGGACCUCGAAGGGAUAAUAUCGCAGUCUUUGGGCCGUUUGGAUAAGCUGAAAGUACUUGAUCUCUCUUGCAAUCAUCUCCAAGGUGAAUUGCCUAUGGAGUUCUCAAGCUUGAAGCAGCUGGAGGUUGUCGAUCUGAGCCAUAAUAUGCUGUCAGGACGGGUUUUUGGGAUGCUUUCUGGUUUGUUGUCUAUUCAGUCGCUGAAUAUGUCUAGCAAUCUGUUCAAAGAGGAUUUGUCUGAACUUGGGGGAUUUCCAAAUCUUGUUGUAUUCAACAUGAGCAACAAUUCAUUCACUGGCCGAAUCCCUCCUCAAAUUUGCAGCUCCUCCAGUGGGAUUCGGAUUCUUGAUUUGUCAAUGAACCAUCUUGUUGGCAAUCUUGAAGGCUUAGACAAUUGCAGCACAUCUCUCCAGCAAUUGCAUUUGGAUUCCAAUUCACUUUCAGGCUCUCUCCCGGAUUCUCUGUUCUCGUUGUCUGCUCUGCAGCAAUUCUCAAUCUCCAACAACAAUUUUUCCGGCCAGUUAAGCAAUGAAUUGAGUAAGCUUUCUAGCCUUAAAACCUUGGUUAUUUAUGGAAACCGGUUUUCGGGCUAUAUUCCAAACGUGUUUGGUAAUCUUACACAGCUAGAACAACUUGUUGCACAUUCAAAUUUGUUUUCCGGGCCAUUACCAUCAACACUGGCAUCAUGCUCAGAGCUUUGCAUACUUAACCUGAGAAAUAAUUCUUUAACUGGCCCAAUUGAUCUUAAUUUCACUGGAAUGCCUAACCUUGGUGCACUUGAUCUUGCCACUAAUCAUUUGUUUGGCCCCCUUCCAAAUUCCCUAUCUGAUUGCCAAAAACUAAAAGUUUUGAGUCUGGCUAAGAAUGAGUUAACUGGUCCUAUCCCCAAGAGUUUUGCAAAGCUCUCAUCCCUGUUGGUUCUCACUUUAUCAAACAAUAGUUUUAUGGGCCUAUCUGGGGCAUUAUCUGCACUGCAGCAGUGCAAAAAUCUCACCACUCUUAUCCUCUCAAAGAAUUUCAUUGGUGAAGAAAUUCCCAGAAAUGUGAGUGGUUUUGAGAAUCUAAUGGUAUUAUCACUUGGAAAUUGUGCUCUCAAAGGCCAAAUUCCAGCUUGGUUGUUAAGUUGCAGGAAGUUACAAGUUCUUGAUUUGUCAUGGAAUCAAUUGGAUGGCAGUAUCCCUCUUUGGAUUGGUCUAAUGGAGAAUUUGUUUUACUUAGACUUCUCAAAUAACUCUCUCUCUGGAGAGAUCCCAAAGAGUUUGACUGAGCUAAAGAGCCUCAUUACCCUGCAUUGCAGUAUAUCCAAUGCUUCCGCUGGCGUUCCACUGUUUGUCAAGAGAAAUAGGAGUGCUAGUGGUUUGCAGUACAACCAACCCACAAGUUUUCCUCCCUCACUAUAUCUGAGCAACAACAAAAUAAAUGGGACAAUUUUGCCUGAAAUUGGAAAGUUGAAACAGCUCCAUGUCUUAGAUUUGAGCUGGAAUAGUAUAACUGGGACCAUACCUAGCUCCAUUUCUGAAAUGGAGAACCUAGAAACUUUAGAUUUGUCAUCCAAUGAUCUUUAUGGGUCAAUUCCCCCAUCAUUUGAGAAGUUGACUUUCUUGUCCAAGUUUAGUGUGGCUAAUAAUCACUUGAAGGGGCAAAUUCCAACCGGAGGGCAGUUCUCUAGCUUUCCGAGUUCAAGCUUUGAGGGCAAUUCAGGACUUUGUGGAGGAAUUGUUUCUCCUUGUAAUGUCAUUAGCAAUAUGUUGCAGCCUGGUAUUCCAUCUGGUUCAAACAGUAAAUUUGGUAAAGGAAACAUUGGAAACAUCCUGGGCAUAACAAUCACUAUUGGAGUGGGGCUCGCAUUGAUCCUUGCGAUUGUUUUGCUUAAGAUGUCAAAGAGGGAUGUGGGAGAUCCAAUUGAGGAUUUGGAUGAGGAAGUCAGCUGGCCACACCGGUUAUCUGAAGGCCUUGGAUCUUCCAAGUUGGUGCUUUUUCAGAAUUCAGAGUGCAAGGAUCUUACAGUUGCAGACUUGUUGAAGUCAACAAACAAUUUCAACCAAGCAAAUAUCAUUGGCUGUGGUGGAUUUGGCCUGGUUUACAAGGCCAACCUUCCCAACGGUACCAAAGCAGCAAUCAAGAGGCUUUCUGGGGACUGUGGUCAGAUGGAACGUGAAUUUCGUGCUGAAGUGGAAGCACUUUCAAGGGCUCAACACAAGAAUCUUGUUUCUCUUCAAGGUUAUUGCCGUCAUGGUAAUGACAGAUUAUUGAUUUAUUCGUACAUGGAGAAUGGAAGCUUGGAUUAUUGGCUACACGAGUGUGUUGAUGGAGCUUCAUUUCUUAAAUGGGAUGUGAGGCUCAAGGUAGCGCAAGGUGCAGCAUCUGGGUUAGCUUAUCUGCACAAAGUCUGUGAACCACAUAUAGUUCAUCGGGAUGUGAAAUCUAGCAACAUACUUUUAGAUGAAAAAUUUGAAGCUCAUUUGGCUGAUUUUGGCCUCUCAAGGCUGCUUCGACCGUAUGAUACUCAUGUUACGACGGAUUUGGUUGGCACUUUAGGCUAUAUUCCUCCUGAAUAUAGUCAGACAUUGACAGCAACCUGCAGGGGUGAUGUAUACAGUUUUGGUGUGGUUCUUCUUGAGCUCGUUACUCGUAGAAGGCCUGUGGAAGUUUGCAAAGGAAAAAACUGCAGGGAUUUGGUGUCUUGGGUGUUUCAGAUGAAGUCUGAAAAAAGGGAGGCAGAGAUUGUGGACUCAUCCAUGUGGGACAAAGAUAUUGAGAAGCAGCUGUUUGAAAUGCUUGAAAUUGCCUGCAGAUGCUUAGACCAAGAUCCGAGGCGGAGACCCCUCAUUGACGAGGUUGUUUCAUGGCUUGAUAGUAUUGGAAUUCAGGGUGCUUGAGACUGCAUUUUGUUAGUUCCUGGUCAUUAGCUUCAGUCGGAGGGAUGGUAUACCUGUAAAGCGAUUACUAUAAUUCCAAGUUAUUACAAGCAACUUUCUUUCUUUCCUCCAUAGAAACAAUCCUUAGUGCUGUCUGUAUAUUGACAAAAGAGCUGUGUAUAAAGAGGCUCUUUUGGCCCUUUUUAUUUUAUAUCAGCAAUAAGCAUCAUAAAAUAUGUUGAUUUUUGUAUAGCUUUUCUUUCUUUGUUCCCCCUUAACAUUACCUUGUGAAGAAUCAACUCCUUUCAAUCUGUUUCACAAUCA
Messenger RNA from Manihot esculenta (cassava), 4413 nucleotides. Its product is annotated as phytosulfokine receptor 2. NCBI's taxonomy places the organism in Eukaryota, Viridiplantae, Streptophyta, Magnoliopsida, Malpighiales, Euphorbiaceae. Gene Ontology annotation, molecular function: protein binding; protein kinase activity; ATP binding. The record is from RefSeq and is a predicted model, not a curated record. Gene Ontology annotation, biological process: protein phosphorylation. The coding region runs from base 958 to 4110 and encodes 1050 amino acids. The transcript is spliced from 2 exons.